CCGGAAUGAAGUCAAAACAAUACUGCUUGAACUUGUAUUUAUAUCUUCCUCUCUUCACUCUCCAUGCACAACAAGCCAUACCAAUUUCUAAGGUUAACUUCACCACCUUACUGUAAAUUCAUGGAUCCAUUCCUCCAUUCCCCGUUCUAUUUAAUUUCCAGUCUGUUUGCGUUCUUAGUCUUUAUCUUUUUUGUGGUGAAAAGACAUAGCACAUAUGGAAGACAGGGCAUAGUCUUGCCUGAAGCUGGUGGCGCAUGGCCUUUCAUAGGCCAUAUGCAUCUUCUGGGUCCAAAUCAGCUGACGCAUUAUACACUUGGAACCAUGGCUGAUAAGUAUGGACCAGCUUUCACCAUCAAGCUUGGAUCUCACAAAGUUAUGGUGUUGAGUAACUGGGAAAUGGCUAAAGAGUGUUUCCACACUCAUGACAAGAAUUUUGCAGAAAAGCCGGCUGUUUUGGCCUCUAACCUACUGGGAUACAACUCGGCUAUGUUUGCUAUCGCUCCAUAUGGCUCUUACUGGCGCAAGAUACGAAAGAUUGUGUCCCUUGAACUUCUAUCCGUUCGACGAAUUGAAAUGUUAAAGGGCCUACGAGUUUCAGAGGUGCAGACAUCAAUAAGAGAAGUGUACAAGUUAUGGGUCGAGAGUGGUAGUAACAGGCAUGGAGUGUUAGUAGAUAUGAAGCAACUGUUUGCAAAUAUAACACAUAAUUUGAUAAUGGCUAUGGUGGCUGGAAAGAGGUACUACGGAGGUCGUGCUAAUGGUAAGGAAGGAGAGGCACAAAAGUUUGAAAAGAUGAUGAGGAAGUUUGGAUAUUUAUUUGGAGUGUUUUUAUUUUCUGAUUCUAUACCCUUUUUGAAAUGGCUGGACUCUAGAGCACAUAAGCGGGACAUGAAGAGAACUGCGCAAGAAUUGGAUGAUUUUAUUCAGGGGUGGUUGGAAGAGCAUAAACAGAAGAGGUUAGUGAGAGGAGAGGGACCAGAAGGAGAUGAGGAUUUUAUGGAUGUGAUGCUAACCAUUCUGAAUGAUGUUGAAAUAGCUGGUUUCAAUGCUGAUACCAUAAAUAAGGCUACAUCUUUGAACCUUAUAUUAGCAGGAUCUGACUCCACAACGGUGGCUCUAAUAUGGGCCGUGUGUCUCCUGCUCAACAAUCGUCAUAUUUUAGACAAGGCACAAGCAGAGCUUGACAAUAUUGUCGGCAAAGAUAGACAUGUUGAUGAAUCAGACAUCAAAAACCUUGUUUAUCUCCAAGCAAUUGUCAAGGAAACCUUGAGGCUCUGCCCGCCUAGUCCAGUAAUUCCUCUCCGUUCUGCAAUCAAUGAUUGCAUCAUCAAGCCCGGAUACAACAUAUCUGCUGGUACUCGUGUCAUGGUAAACAUUUGGAAAAUUCACAGAGAUGCGAGUGUGUGGUCUGAGCCAAACGAGUACAAGCCAGACAGGUUCUUGACAACUCACAAGGACAUUGAUGUGAAAGGGCGUAACUUUGAGCUCAUUCCUUUCGGCUCUGGAAGGAGAUCUUGUCCAGGUUCAGCGCUUGCACUACAGUCGUUGCAUCUGGCUCUGGCUAGUUUCAUACAUUGUUUUGAUAUGACCAAUAUAUCUAGUGAAGAUGUGGACAUGACUGAGAGCUUUGGUUUGACAAACUUCAAAGCAACUCCUCUUCAAGUUUUUCUCUUGCCAAGGCUGCAGCCUGGCUUGUAUCUGUAAAUUCCAGCCUGCCCCCUAUAGCUGGGAUAGUGUUUCAAAUAAGUCUUUGCUUUCAGUCAUUACUCUGGUAAUAAUCUUCAAGGAAAGAGCUUGUUAUGUUUUAAUCUCCAGACACAGUCACAACAUCCAUCAUAGAUGCUGUUUGUUUUUUUAUAUCCGUUUCUGCUUUGUAAUAGCUCAAGUGUGCUGAAAUUUAUUAUCACACCCCCCUUAAGCUUCCUUUUUUCCUGUAAGAAAAGCUGAAUAGCAAUUAUUAUCUAUUUUACUACAGUUCAUAUGCUC
Messenger RNA from Daucus carota subsp. sativus, 1986 nucleotides. RefSeq names its product cytochrome P450 CYP82D47-like. The transcript has 2 exons. The coding region runs from base 64 to 1704 and encodes 546 amino acids. NCBI's taxonomy places the organism in Eukaryota, Viridiplantae, Streptophyta, Magnoliopsida, Apiales, Apiaceae. Gene Ontology annotation, molecular function: monooxygenase activity; iron ion binding; oxidoreductase activity, acting on paired donors, with incorporation or reduction of molecular oxygen. The record is from RefSeq and is a predicted model, not a curated record.